Messenger RNA from Manis javanica (Malayan pangolin), 1035 nucleotides. RefSeq names its product complement C8 gamma chain (gene C8G). Lineage: Eukaryota; Metazoa; Chordata; Mammalia; Pholidota; Manidae. Gene Ontology annotation, molecular function: complement binding. The record is from RefSeq and is a predicted model, not a curated record. Gene Ontology annotation, biological process: complement activation. Gene Ontology annotation, cellular component: membrane attack complex; extracellular exosome; blood microparticle.
CUGCGUCUCUACGAUGGAGACCGCCAGGCCGACGCUACGAGCCCCGAGGCAUCGAUGGCCGCAGAGGGCCGAGCGACCGGGAGCCCGUGUCGACGGUUCAUGCGCCUGCGCCUCGGUUCUCGCGGCCCGGGCCACGCUUCUGGGAAUGGAAAGUAGUGGACAAGAGCCAAGAGUCAACUCGGACUUUGUGCUCAGAACAUGGCGCCAGGGCCCUGCCAGGAAGUGCUGGGUCGAGGCCAGAUGUCCAAGGGCUGCAUUCCUCUUGACUCUGCUCCCAGCCAUUGGCUCCCUGGACUACAGGGCACAGAGGCCACCCCGACCCCUGUCCCACUUCAGCACCAUCCAACCCAAGGCCGGCUUCGAUGCUCAGCAGUUUGCAGGGACGUGGCUCCUCGUGGCCGUGGCUUCCUCAUGCCGCUUCCUGCAGGAGCAGGGCCACCAGGCUGAGGCUACUGCACUGCAGGUGGCCCCACAGGGUGCAGCCAUGAGGGUCAGCACCUUCCGAAAGCUGGAUGGGAUCUGCUGGCAGGUGCAGCAGCUCUACAGACACACGAGGGUCCCGGGCCACUUCCUGCUCCAAGCCCAAGGUGCCCACGGGAAGGUGGAUGUAGUUGUCGGGGAGACGGACUACCGCAACUUCGCCAUUCUGUACCUGCAGCGGGCACAGCAGCUGUCAGUGAAGCUGUAUGUCCGCUCACUCCCCGCAAGUGACGCAGCUCUGAGUGCGUUUGAGCAGCGGGUCCAGAGGGCGGACCUGACCGAGGACCACAUCUUGUUCUUCCCCAAUUAUGGUUUCUGUGAGGCCGCAGACCAGUUCCACAUCCUGGAUGAAGUGAAGAGGUGAGGCUGGCAGCGGCCCCACGCUUAGCGGGAACGAAGACUCUGGAGACAGGGUGCCCACUGUCCCCUCCCUGAGCCCUGGCACCCCACGGGGUCAGGGUGGCCCCGGGAGGGCCUCUCCCACCUGCUCCUGAAGCUGCCCCUCACUGCCAGGAGCUCGGGGACCCUGUCUUCAUUAAAUGCCAUCAGCCUCCA